Messenger RNA from Trematosphaeria pertusa, 5245 nucleotides. RefSeq names its product glycosyltransferase family 41 protein. The record is from RefSeq and is a predicted model, not a curated record. Gene Ontology annotation, biological process: protein O-linked glycosylation. The coding region runs from base 145 to 5160 and encodes 1671 amino acids. The transcript is spliced from 3 exons. Gene Ontology annotation, molecular function: protein binding; glycosyltransferase activity. NCBI's taxonomy places the organism in Eukaryota, Fungi, Ascomycota, Dothideomycetes, Pleosporales, Trematosphaeriaceae.
GGGAGCCGUAUCUCCACUUGCUGCACGCCUCGUCGACGCAAUCGACCGCCUCGAAGAACCACCACGUCCUCCGUCUUGGCCAUCUAGCAUUUCCACGGCCAGCCCUGCCCCCGACCCGACGACCUCCCCGCGGCCUCGACCACCAUGACUAUGGUCCGGCAGUAUCCCCCGCAGCCGCAGACGCCGCUAUUCUCUCCGCUAGGACCUUACCAACAACCACACCCCGCCUCUCCGCACGGCCAGCUGCUUCGGAGUGCCUCGGGAUUCGAUCAGAGAAGCCUGGCUCAGCAGCCGCUCCCGCAGCAGUACGCCCAUCCGCUCUCACGACAUAAUUCUUACCACUCGCAAAGCUCGGACAAUGGGCGGGACAGAGCGAAGCCGCCCGAACACAUGCUUCGGCGCAAGACGCCAAACGGCAUACUGGCCGCAGCCUACGAUGGCACCUCAGUCGAGCAGACUGAGAAGCCGCAUGCGACGAAGCACAUUCUCUUGCCCGUGACUGCCGAAUCGAGUAUCCCCUACGGCCUCAAGCAGGAGCUACCUCUCAGAUCCCCAGGCAUGAGCAGCGACUUUGGUCAGCUCAAGCAGGAUGGCACUUCCGACUGGAGUCCUACCUUAUACUUCGAAACAGGAUCAGGGCGGGCAGGCGGCCAACAUCCCCUGCCUCAGAUUGAUUCGAUGCUGAACCAGAUACCCCCGUUGCAACCACAUCCGCACUAUCAAAUGUACGGCACCGGCUUCUGUGGAGCAAUGGAGCCUUCGCUGCAGAGUCACCUCGGCCCCACUGUUUCGAAUGAUCAAGGCCCAUUCGGACCCUACUGGCACGAUGGCACAUUCAUACCCUAUCGACCGGCCGCCUUACGGGAUCCGCGCUUCUACAAUCAUCAUGGACCAAAUUGGAACCAUCCCCAACAUACCGCAUACCUCAACCAUGCAUACAACAAUGCCAUGUCCAACCUCAACACUCUUCAGCAGAAUCAUUAUCAGCUACAGCAGCCGCAAAAUACUUACGCUAACAUAGGGAGACCAUCCAUGGAUUUCCCUGCUCCGUUCCCGCAUCCGCAUCAUAAUCACACAUUAGACUUCCAAAGCCAGCCGCUUCCACUACCGCCGAGCCAACGCCCGCAUCCUGAUUUCUCCGUGUCAACCUCUGGCCAGACAACGCCAGUAGCUGAUCACACACCGGUAUCAACGCCGCUAACCGAGUUCGGACCCCUGUCCAUGAAUGCACAGACGAGGGAGAAGGUGUUCGCUUGGGCGCAUACUGUGUACGUCGACCUGUUGAAGUACUUACAGUCAACGCGCAAGGCACACACGCAUCAUCAUCCAAAUGGACAUCAGCAACCUGCUAGACCUCACAUAUAUCCCAAACCACCACGGCAACCCGGCGCGAACUUCUCGAGCUCAUCCAGCAGCAACACUCCCCAACCAUCUGAACGGCCUGAUCUCUCUCAGACACCCAAAUUCGAUCCUCAAGCGCCGCAAUCAAGCAGAGAUGCGUUCCAAAGACCAGUUCACCACCGCUCGUCGUCGGCGUGGUCUCUAGGGGGGCAUGAUCCGAAUAUGCAAAGACAACCUUGGCAAUCUGUACCACAGACGCCUUUGGCAAACAUGCAUUCGAUUCAUCCACAAAUUUCCGGUAUCGAGCCGCUACGUCCUCUACGACGCAUGUCAGGCUCCGUCGCAGGCGUUCAUCAGAGUCUCCGCCUCGAAGUGCCCCCGAGCAUGACCGCCGCUUCGGCUCUAGAUGCAAUCACAAAGCAUUGCGAAGAAAGUAAAUGGAAUUGGAUAGACGGCAUUCUUCUAGGCGGAUGCCUUGCAUAUGCGCUCGGGGAUUACCAAAAAGCUCAAGAAUGGUACAAGCAUAUUUUAACAUUAGACACAGAACAUGUUGAAGCGACUUCCAAUCUUGCCGCCACCCUUCUGGCUCUUCACCAGAAACGAGAGGCAGAGCGGUACUGGAGACGAGCCGUGAAGCUGAGACCUAGCUAUUUCGAGGCGGUAGAACAUCUGAUCGGAUUGUUGUGCAGUGAUCACCGGGGUCAAGAAGCUGUACAGAUCAUCGAAGAGGUGGAACGCCAAUUGAAGAUAAUCAAGAAGGCAGAUGUCCUGAAGAAUGCCGAUCUGCAGAGCGAACGUUCCACGUCGUCCGUGAGCGAGUCACCAAGCAUCUCGGAAGUGUCGGAUAAGCCAGUGUUCGAAUUUGACGGCGAAAACGAACCCAUCUUCAAGGAUCUUGAUGAGCUGCCAGGUUCUGACCAGCCAGGUUUCGGCUCAAGCGGCUAUGCCAUUCCAGGGUGCGAUAACGGCCGCAUCCUUGCUUUGGUCCAUGCAAAGGGCAAUAUGCUGUACGCUCUGGGUGACAAUGCUGGUGCUGCAAAAGCAUUCGAGAAUGCUGUGCUCAUUGGCGCCGGUCUUCAGGUCGAAGAGAUCAGCGGGCUCAUCAAGCAUAUCCUAUCCGUUGUUGGGUAUGGUGCAGCGGAACGCUCUCCCGGUGGUCGCCGCAUUCCUCCGUCCACCGACCCAAUCCUGCUCCACCCGGAUCCGGCUUUGAAGACUGCGCAGUUGUGCUUCCCGCCACAUGGACAGCUACCAGGCCUGAAGUAUGUGCCCAGCGAGGGCAUGGCCCGGAAGGCCGCCAUUUCAACCACGAGCAACUCGCUUCUCUCGCUAGCAAAGAUCUUUCAAGAUGGGAUGGCAACGAAUUCGCCCAAGGCUACCGCUUUCCAGAGCAAUUACGGAGUCAGGGAGAUCCUUGCCUUGUACUAUCUCUCGCUCUCGCUGCAGCCAAGCCCAUCCACCGCAAACAACGUCGGUAUUCUCCUCGCUAGUGUUCAGCAAUCAGCACCUUCAAAGCAUAUUCCGGUCUCGAACCCGAUGCCCAAGCCACAAAUUCCCGGUUUGGUGCCAGGAAGCGGCAUCGCUCUUGCGCUUGCAUAUUACAACUACGGACUACUGCUCGACUCUCGACACGCGCACCUGUAUACGAACCUCGGAAGUCUGUUGAAGGACAUUGGCCAGCUUGAUGUUGCUAUACAGAUGUACGAACAAGCUGUUGCAUGCGACAAGAAUUUCGACAUUGCUCUCGCCAACCUCGCGAAUGCAGUUAAGGAUAAAGGUCGUAUCAGCGAUGCUAUUCUGUACUAUAAGAGAGCUGUGAAAGCCAGCCCGGACUUUGCCGAAGCAGUUUGUGGACUUGCUAAUGCGUUGAACUCAGUUUGUGGAUGGAAUGGAAGAGGCGGGAUUGCGGAUGACCGUGGCUCCCGAGACCGCUGGCACGUCGACGAGAACGGCAUGCUGUUGGACGCCAGAUUACCAGGUGCUAAGAGCGGUGGUUGGAUCUACAAAGUCGUGAACCUAGUUGAGAAGCAGCUUGCUGAUGGCGAAGAUUGGGGACGAGGCAUUUUGAAUGAGCAGUUCAUCCAAGAUGUCAUCCGGCCGCUCGCCCUUAUCGACGGGACUUCGCAGGACAUUAAAGAGCAGCAAGUUAACAUGAGGGGGACACUCAUCAAGUGGCAAGGGCAGAAAUGGGAAGGUGCAAGAAUAGUUCGCCUUGUCGAGCGAGCCAUUAGGAGGCUCACUUGGCAAUGGUACCAGGACCGGUACAUAUCUGGAGGCAAGCAACGACCGUCCGCCGCCUACCGAAGACCCCAACUUCCGGCUGCCCUAACGGUUCCCGCCGCGCCUACAGUUCUCCCAUUCCAUACCUUCACCUGCCCCAUGUCAGCAAAGCAGAUUCGUAUGAUCUCUCAGCGAAAUGGCCUGCGGAUAUCGUGUUCAACGCUCAGGGCGUCAUGGCUUCCCGCGACCGUGUACCAACCUCCUUCUCCUCCAAAUCCCUACCUGAAGGUUGGCUAUGUCUCCUCAGAUUUCAACAAUCAUCCGCUAGCGCAUUUGAUGCAGUCAGUAUUCGGACUACACAACCCGUCUCGCGUCAAAGCUUACUGCUAUGCCACGACUGCUAGCGACGGCUCCAUCCAUCGCCAGCAGAUCGAACGGGAAGCGCCAGUGUUCUAUGAUGCCAGCAACUGGCCAGCGGAGCGCCUCGUCGGUCAGAUCAUCAACGAUGGCAUCCAUAUCCUGAUCAACCUGAACGGAUAUACCCGCGGUGCGCGAAACGAGGUCUUUGCUGCACGUCCUGCCCCUAUCCAGAUGUCGUUUAUGGGUUUCGCUGGCACUCUUGGUGCUGAAUGGUGUGACUAUCUCCUCGCGGAUGAUACCGCUGUGCCACCAGACACCCUACGGGGCUGGCGCCGCAACAUCGACAUGGGAGACACCCUAAUCGAUGAGAAUAGCGGAGGCUCGGACGACAACUGGAUCUAUGGCGAGAACAUCGUCUACUGUCGCGACACGUUCUUCUGCUGCGACCACCGACAGAGCGCUCCCGAUGCGCAUGGCCGGCAACUCAACUGGGAAGAGGAACAGCAUCGGCGGUGGGCCAUGCGGAAGGAGAUCUUUCCCAACCUACCCGACGAUGCCAUCAUCCUCGGCAACUUCAACCAGUUGUACAAGAUCGAGCCUACAACCUUCCGCACCUGGCUUCGCAUCCUGCAGCGACUUCCGAAGGCCGUUCUUUGGCUCCUCCGCUUCCCAGACCUGGGCGAAACUAACCUCAAGCAAACUGCCUACAUGUGGGCUGGCGCUGAAGUCGCCUCUCGCGUAAUUUUUACCGACGUUGCUCAAAAGAGCCAGCACAUUUCGCGCGCCCGCGUAUGCGAUCUCUUCCUAGACACUCCCGAAUGCAACGCACACACCACCGCAGCCGACGUCCUUUGGUCCGGGACACCUCUUCUCACACUCCCACGGUACAAGUACAAGAUGUGCUCGCGCAUGGCGGCGUCGAUUCUCAAAGGCGCGCUACCAAAGUCUCCAGAAGGGCGGCAGGCUGCGAAGGAACUCAUCGCGGACAGCGACGAAGAAUAUGAAGAGAUGGCUGUCCGAUUGGCGAGCGACUGCAUCUACCACGGUCAUAGAGCUACGGGUCGAUUGAGCCAGCUUCGCCACAUACUUUAUGAGAGUAGAUGGACUAGCGCGCUGUUUGACACUAGGAGAUGGGUUCGCGAUCUGGAAGAUGCUUACGAGGUUGCAUGGAAGAAGUGGGAGAGGGGUGAAGGUGGGGAUAUCUGGUUGAAGCAUAGCCAGCCUGCAAGGGCUGUGUAAAGGAGCACGGAAGGCGAUUUGCAGUGGAGUUGAAAGCAUAUAUUGCAUUCACUGGGUUAGAGUUGUGUUAUUCUGCUAUCAUUCU